AGUAGGACGACUCCGUUGAUGAAAAGUUUUAACGCGAGCGUUCGAGUCCGCUGAGCGUGACCUGCUGUCAUCACUGCAUGCUGCAUGUCUGAUAACCGCCCGUCACUCUCAUUUUCCCGAUGCAUGAGCCCCUCUUUGUAGAAAUGCAUACGUCUUGCCGUUUCUUUGCAUGCUGUCCCGUGAAAGUGUCGCAAUGAGGGAGGGCCGGGAUAACCCUCUGGCACUGUCCUCCAAGACACCACGUCGGGGCCAGACGGACCGCGGAUGGGAGCUCGAGAGGCUGCGGGCUGACUGGGAAGCGGAGAAGCAGCGAACGCAGCGGGCCCGUGAACACCUCUCUGUGGAGCUCCGGCACCUGCGGGAAGUAGCAGAAAGGGAACAGCAGAAAGCCACGAGGGAACUGGCAGCCCGGCGAGGGGCUCAAAAGGACGGUCCCUCUCAUGGACACUGGGGUCUGCUGGGUCAGGAGGCGGACGGUAAAGGCGGUGGACGGCGUGCAGAGAAAGAGGUGUUCUGCUUGUGCGGUGGAGAAACUUACAGGAAGCUGGAGCAUUUGCUGCUGACGCUGUACGAGAAGAUAAACGACAAGCAGGCGGUCUAUAAGCUGCAUCACAGGAAGGAGUCUGAGCUAGAAAAGGCUGUUUUCCUCUGCCACUUGCUCGAGGCCCAUGGGAGAGUGUUGCAGCGGAGGCAAAGGGCAGGACACCCCGGCUACGUUUUUAACAGUCUCUCGAGAAAGACCACUCAGGGAGACAGCGGUAACUCCUGCCGGACGAGGCCUCUCCUAACCUACUCCGGGGCCGUGCCACACGGACCCCAGACUGCCUCCCGCUCACCGAAGAAGAAACCCAAACCAGCUCAGAGAGAGCAGCCCUCGGGGAGCAGGGCCGGCGUCUGUGCAGCUGACCCCUGCACCGCCGAUGCAGUUGCGGACACCUGUCAGAGCGGCCCUCUGAGAAUUUGUCCCCGUGACGAGGCUCCCCAUGCUGGCUGGGACGAGCAGCCUCCCUCCUGCGGCGAGUCCUCCGGGUCAGACGAGUCACCGCCCUCCACAUGCAUGGACAGAAACAUGGAGGUGAGCUAUUUCUAG
Molecule: messenger RNA, 1090 nt
Organism: Cyclopterus lumpus (lumpfish)
Lineage: Eukaryota; Metazoa; Chordata; Actinopteri; Perciformes; Cyclopteridae
Exons: 2
Coding region: 170-1090 (306 amino acids)
Source: RefSeq, a predicted model, not a curated record